CUUCCGGGCGGACUUCCGGUGCCGGAAUCUCAAGGACCGUCUGCCCGGCGCUCAGCUUCCCGGUCUGCAGAAGCGGGAGGGUGCUGGAGGUCGGGCGGCGGCAGAGCGGGCGGUGCCGGACUCGGGGUGACGUGGACGCAGGUGGAGCCUGCGAGCCCCCGCCGCUGGAGGCGUUCCCCUCCUGGGCGCUUUACUUGCUGCCACGCGAAGCAUGCCUGCAUCCCGGGGCCUCCUUUCUCCCCGGAACCCCCUCGCGUGUCUGGAGCAUCCACCCCUGGGAGGAACUACCUCUCUCGCCGCAAUUUGGACCCAGUUUCGGCUCUUCUGAGGCAUUAACACCCCCAGGACCUGAGGGCGCGAGUCCUGACCCCACCUGUCCAACCCUGACCCCAUCACCAAAUCCAAGCCGAAUUGUGAUCUCUGACCCUAUCCUGACCCGACCAUACUUUGUUAGGCCCACCUGGAACCUGACUUGCCCUCCCCGCGGCUGUGACCUCUGGCCCCACUCAGACGGCGUCUUGGACCCAGCCGGACCGCCAUGGCCCGGCGCUCCCACUCUGCCGCUGCCCUGGACACUUUGCUGGCUCCAGCCGCGCGUGCAAAGCUGCUGUCGAUGGCCGCCCUCUACCUGGUGCAAGGCCUGCCCUACGGGCUGCAAUCUGGCCUGCUGCCUAUGCUGCUGCGGGUCCGCGGCCUUUCAUUGACGCGAGUGGGGCUGGCCAAGGGGCUGUAUGCGCCAUGGCUGUUCAAGCUGCUGUGGGCCCCACUAGUGGACACAAGGGGCCCUCCACGGGUCUGGUUGGCGCUCAGUACGGCUGCACUGGGUGUAGUGUGUGCGCUGCUGGCAGCGCUGCCUCCAGCAGAGGCUGGCCAGGUUGGGCUGCCGAUCUCCGCAGCAGUGUUGCUUCUGUUGCUAAACGUGGGAGCAGCCGUGCAGGACGUGGCCCUCGACACACUGGCUGUGCAGCUCCUGGAACCAACCGAGCUGGGCCCUGGCAACACAGUGCAGGUGGUUGCCUACAAGCUGGGAGCGGCUCUGGCUGGGGGUGGGCUGCUGGCCCUGGUGCCCACUCUCUCCUGGCCCCUGCUUUUCCUGCUCCUGUCUGUCACCUAUCUGCUAGCUGCUGCACUGGCUUGGGCCUCACCAGCCCUGCAGCAGCUGUCACAAUCUCAGCCUUUAGAGCCAGCCCCUCACCCUGGGCACCACCUGCAGGCCCUGCUGGCUGUGCCUGGGACUUUGUGGAUGGCCGGCUUCGUGCUUACCUACAAGUUGGGUGAGCAGGGCGCUGGCAGCCUGUUCCCACUUCUCUUGCUGGACCAUGGCGCCUCUGCCCCGGAGCUAGGACUGUGGAAUGGCAUGGGUGCAGUGGCCUGUUCCAUCGCUGGCUCCUCUCUGGGUGGGGCCCUGCUGGCCAGGCACCGGCAGCCGCUGCCCCUCCUGAGGCCAGUGCUGCAGCUCCGCCUGGUGGGCCUUGCGUGCCAAACUGCUCUACUCUUUCACUUGGAUGCCCUGGGGACCAGUGUGGGCCCUGGUACAGCCCUGAAAGGGCUGGCCUUAUUGAGCCUGUGUCUGCAGCACUUCCUGGGGGGCCUGGUCACCACUGUCACCUUCACUCUGAUGAUGCGGUGUAGCCAGCUUGCACACAGUGCCUUGCAGGCCACACACUACAGCCUCCUGGCCACCCUCGAGCUGCUGGGAAAGCUGCUGCUGGGGACGCUGGCUGGGGCACUGGCCGACAGCCUGGGGCUGUGGCCCUGCUUCUCCCUUUUCCUGGCUCUCUCGGCUGUGCCCACUCUCUACUUGGGCCUGGCACCCAGCUCCCUGGCCUAGUAGCCAAUAAAAACGAGUGUGCGGGACCCUGGCUGUGUGUGCAGUGCAUGAAACUGCUGUUGGGAAGCAGGGUUCUGAAGAUAGUCAAGGUCCUUUUAU
Molecule: messenger RNA, 1930 nt
Organism: Loxodonta africana (African savanna elephant)
Lineage: Eukaryota; Metazoa; Chordata; Mammalia; Proboscidea; Elephantidae
Gene: SLC33A2
Product: major facilitator superfamily domain containing 3
Exons: 5
Coding region: 539-1831 (430 amino acids)
Biological process (GO): transmembrane transport
Cellular component (GO): membrane
Molecular function (GO): transmembrane transporter activity
Source: RefSeq, a predicted model, not a curated record